Molecule: messenger RNA, 2408 nt
Organism: Notolabrus celidotus (New Zealand spotty)
Lineage: Eukaryota; Metazoa; Chordata; Actinopteri; Labriformes; Labridae
Product: insulin receptor substrate 1-like
Exons: 6
Coding region: 155-2092 (645 amino acids)
Biological process (GO): insulin receptor signaling pathway
Cellular component (GO): plasma membrane; cytosol
Molecular function (GO): insulin receptor binding; phosphatidylinositol 3-kinase binding
Source: RefSeq, a predicted model, not a curated record
AAGGCUACACUGAUUGGUACCGGAUGCACCUGUAUGCUAAUGAGCUGUGACUAAAUACCGAAGCACCACGGGAGUUUAAAUGGAAAAUAUGCGACAUUCUGCGUGUUUCUCGACGUUACAUCUGUGCCUUUGAGUUUCAGAUUUGCAGCUUGAAAUGGAUGAAACCUCAGAGGAGCACAGUGAGACUGCAAACAAACCUCUCCACCCUGCCUCCAGCUCCCCUCUACUGUCUCCUGUCUGCAGCUCCACCUACACAUGGCUGCCAGUCGACCCCUGGAUGAGCAUUUCGACGGAGAAGGACCAUCAACCAGGGGUGCAAUGGAGCCCCACGCCUCCGUUCUACGAGGAGCUCUACUGUACCAGCCACACGUCCAGCACUCCGGUCCCUCUGGUCCCUCUUGCAGGCGCCCUCCUGACCAGCUCCUCCCAGCCCCUGAGUGAUGUGGUCAAACAGGGUUACCUUGGGAAGCUGGAGCGGAGUCACAGAAGAUACUUUGUCCUGAGAGGAGGGAGUCACCUCGGGCUGAGCCGGCUGGAGUGGUACAAGAGUCAGGAGAAGUUCACAGCGGCUGAGAAGACUACUGGGGUAGCUGCGCUGUUUGGAUCAGGAAAACAAGGCUUGGUUUACCUGAGGUGCUGUCUGGGUGUGAGCCGGGUCAGCAGCUCCAGAAAAGGCCACACGGUGACGCUGUACGCCAAGGAUCAGACCGUGGUGCUGGUGGUGGAGGACCAGCGGGAGCAGGAGGAGUGGUACCUGGCUGUGAAGAAACUGAUGGAGGAGGAGCGGACUGAUGAGGAGCAUGGAGAAGGACUGGAUGAAGAUGAUGAUGGGUACUGCACUCUGCCUCCUGCUGCUUUCUUCAAAGAGGUGUGGCCGGUUACCGUGAAGCCUCAAGGUCUGGGUAGUGCUAAGUCUCUGGUAGGUGAGAGCCGGCUCUGUCUCACGGCGACGUCCCUCAUCCUGAUCAGAGUGAGCGCGUGUAAUGAUUUGCCGUCAGUUACAAUCCCGUUGCUGAGUGUCCGCCGCUUCGGUCACUUGGACGGAUCGUUCUUCUUGGAGCUCGGGAGGUCGGCGCCGAACGGUCCAGGAGAGAUCUGGAUGGAAGCCAAAGACCGAGGAAACCCAGCAGUAGCCCAGAACAUUCAUGAGGUCAUCCGUGACACAGUGAGGGAUCUACGGGCUCUUCCUGACUUCAACAGAUCACCGACAUCCAGCAGUAAUCAGCUUCAAAGCCUUUUGGCCUCUAAGCGCUGCAGGCCCAAGUACAGAGACAAACCAGUGAAUGUGAGACCACUUGGUUCCCGCCUCUCCCUCCCUCCUAGAACGCCUGAAACUCAAACGCAAAGCUACAUCGAGCUCAGAAAACCCGACAAACCUGAGCAUGGAUCUUCUCCGAGCUCCACCUCGCCUCUCAAACGGCAUCAGAGCUCCACACCUGAAACCUGCGGCUACAUGGAAAUGAAGACGGAGCAUCCUAACCCAGAGAAAGAGGAGCACCGCAGUGUUACAGCCAGUGAGAUGGCGAGCUGGGAGCAAGGUGAGGAAGAGGAGAAGGAGAAGGGGCUGGGGUACAUGAUGAUGUCACCACAGGCGGGCCCCAGCUCAUUUAAGCUGCCACAGGAUGACUAUAUGAACAUGGCGAGCCCACAUAAACACAAGCUGCUGGUGUACACUUCCUUUCAGACGUCGUUCAACAGCUCCACAUCCGACGGCUACUCUCCCGUGCGCCCGCCGCAUCAUCAGACCAGCGAGUGCAAUCUGCCAGACUGGCCGCUGACCUCAGUCGAAGCCGACCAAUCAAAGAGAAGCAACAGCUGCUCCAGCCAACCUUACGACGAGGAUGGGCAGGAGCAGAGUUCAGCUGAGCAGGGGCAUCACCCAGCAGGGUCCAGGGUCACCUCCACGCCUGUGAAGAAUGAAAAAGGCGCUGGUGACAUCACUAAUUUUCCUGAGAAUAGUCCAGGCGGUACCAGUCCAGUUCCCGGAACAGGGAAGUCUAGUCCUCUUCAAGCUGCACCAGAUCAGUCCAUCAGAAGGUCCCGGCUGUUCUUGUGUCUACCUUCCUGCUUAAAAGCUGAAGACAGAUCCUGAGUGUUUGUGAUGGUUCACUUUGUUUGUUUACAUCAUUAACGUGCAGCAGAAAAGAGAAUCAUUGAUCUGAUGAUGAAAUAAUGGAGGUGAAUAUGUCACUGUUGCAGUUUAUCACAUGCUGUCUUAAAUUUAAUACUGUUGUCUAUGUCAAAGAAAAGAUAUUGUAAUUGUUGUCUGUUUAUUGUUGUCCAAAAUGUCACUUAUUUUUUGUCUUUAGGUGUGGAAUUAAUCAAGCCUUAAAUAUUGUUGUACAGUGUUUUAAGAUGCCUAACUGUUACAUGAAUUGUUCAAAAAAAUAAAGUCACAUGGAUGCAAA